AGCCGAGAUACGCAAGGUCAGUCACACAGCUGAAUGUGGUCGAGUUAAAUCCGGAUUUCGUUCAGUAUACUUCAUGUUAACGUGCUCUUGUCUCACUUUAACACCGUUUAUUGUACAUUAAUCAAACGUUACGGUGCUGCUGCUCUUAUCUUCUCAAAGUAGGGAUUACAGAAUCAUGAAUUACGCUCGGUUUCUCACCGCUGUGAGCGCAGCUAGAAAGCCCUCCCCUAUCCGGAUGCUGAGUAAGUUUUUAUUUAUUACGAGUGCGGUGCAUGCAGCUUUCUGCAGAGCACCUGAACUCCAUUACCAUGUCAGUGAAUCCGAGCUGCAGCAGCGGUCGCCUCCGUCCCUGAUCUCUCUGGCCGGAGGAGCGCCCAACCCCAACACCUUCCCCUUCCAGUCAGCAUCCAUCAAGGUGAAGAACGGAGCGACGCUCACCUUCGACGAGACGACGAUGAAGAGAGCCCUGCAGUACUCUUCCUCUAAUGGAGUACCCGAGCUGCUGACGUGGAUGAAGAGCCUGCAGAAGGACCUCCACAACCCGCCGACCCAGAUGGACAUGUGUGUGACCACGGGGAGCCAGGAAGGACUCUGCAAGGUGUUUGAGAUGCUGGUGAACCCCGGAGACAACGUUCUGCUGGAUGCACCCACGUAUUCAGGCACACUGGCAGCACUCCAGCCGCUCGGUUGCAACUUGAUCAACGUUCCCAGCGAUCAGCACGGCAUGAUACCCGCAGCCCUGAAGGAGGUUCUGUCUCGGUGGGACCCCUCAGAGGUCCAAAAGCCCGGCAGCACCGCCCCCAAGGUCCUCUACACCAUCCCCAACGGAGGAAACCCCACCGGGGCGUCCAUGACCACUCAGAGGAAGCAGGAAGUGUACGAGCUGGCCAGGCAGUACGACAUGCUCAUCAUCGAGGACGACCCCUACUACUUCCUGCAGUUUGACAAGCCGUGGGCUCCCACGUUUCUCUCCAUGGACGUCGACGGGAGGAUCAUCAGGACAGACUCCUUCUCCAAGAUCCUGUCUUCAGGGCUGAGGAUCGGUUUCGUAACCGGUCCCAAACCGCUGGUGGACCGGGUGGUGCUGCACAUCCAGGCCUCGACAAUGCACACGAGUACCUUCACGCAGCUCAUGGUGUCUCAGUUGCUGCACAGCUGGGGCCAAGUGGGUUUCCUCCAACACAUAGAUGGGGUGAUUGAGUUUUACAGGAAACAACGCGACGCCAUGAUCAGCUCUGCAGACAAGUGGCUCAAAGAUGUAGCAGAGUGGCACACCCCGUCGGCAGGUAUGUUCCUGUGGAUCAAACUGAAGGGCAUAGGCGAUACCCAACAGCUCAUCAUGCAGAAAGCUUUGGAGAAAGAGGUCAGCACACGUUCUGUUCCCAUUGUGUUUCAGUCUAAACCCUCACGUUAAUCUCUUCUUGUGGCUUGAUACGGAACAAAACCCAAUUAACUCUGCCCACUGAAGGUUAACACACACUGUACUAUUAAUAUGCAGGUACCCAGAAUGCACUUCUGUGUCUCGCAUCAGGCUGGUUGUGUGUCUGAAUAGAGUGUAGGAUGGUGUAUUUAAAGUGGCCAUUGUGCGGACUGAGUAGGUUUA
Messenger RNA from Anarrhichthys ocellatus (wolf-eel), 1603 nucleotides. It is a transcript of the gene aadat, whose product is annotated as aminoadipate aminotransferase. Gene Ontology annotation, biological process: biosynthetic process. The record is from RefSeq and is a predicted model, not a curated record. Bases 176 to 1414 code for a protein of 412 amino acids. Lineage: Eukaryota; Metazoa; Chordata; Actinopteri; Perciformes; Anarhichadidae. The transcript is spliced from 12 exons. Gene Ontology annotation, molecular function: L-kynurenine:2-oxoglutarate transaminase activity; pyridoxal phosphate binding.